AUGCUCAACAAGGCCCUCAUCGUCGCUGCUGCCGCAUCUGCGGUUGCUGCUCAGCGCCCCGAAGGCACCUCCAUCUGUGAUUACUACACCACUGCCCUGUUGAAGGAGAACAACGCCACCAACCAGAACACUCUUUUGACCCUCGUUGUCAACACUGCCGUCAUUGGCAACUACACACAGCCCAACGUUGGCAUCGCCGUCCCCGGUAUCUUGAACCCCAACGGUACCUACAUGGGCACCCCAGUCAACCUCGUCCCAUACUUUGACGGUUCGUUGGCAUCCACCAACGCUGGAGGCUCCGCCAAGUCCGUCAACUUCCUCGACGACGGUGGUGCGGCCCCUCUCAUGAUGAACAAGCCAGCCAACGGCACCGACUCCGCYCAGUACAUGCUCCUCACCCACCUGUACUCCUACUUCGGUGGCCUUCUCGGCUGCACCAUGGUCGGCAACGACGGUUUCCCAGCCUACGCUGGUGAUGCAAGCCAGUACAAGGUGCACAAGUUCAUGGCUCUUGACGCCAACGAGGUUGGAUACUUCAUCCAGCAGGUCGGCCUUUCCGCCGCCAGCUUUGGUGUGACCGAGGACGAUGUCGCUGCUGUCGGCAAAGCCCUCAACGACACUUUCGGAUACCGCUGCGCACCAGCAGCUGGUGUCAUCCCCAAAGACCAGGUCGAGCUCCAGUCCAUUUGCACUGCCGAGGACUGCCCACUCUCCCCCAACGCCACCUGCGACGCAUACGACAGCGUCAUGGCACCAAUGAGCACCUCGCCAGCUAGCAUGGCCACUGACAUGCCAUCCAUGUCCUCCUCCAUGGGCAUGCCAUCUAGCACCGAGUCUGGCGCUCCUGCUGCCAGCUACACUGGUGCUGCCAACAGCUUGAACGUCAUUGGCUCUUUCGUCGCCGCUGCCGGUGCCGCCGCUGCUUUCGCACUUUAA
Molecule: messenger RNA, 936 nt
Organism: Ramularia collo-cygni
Lineage: Eukaryota; Fungi; Ascomycota; Dothideomycetes; Mycosphaerellales; Mycosphaerellaceae
Exons: 2
Coding region: 1-936 (311 amino acids)
Source: RefSeq, a predicted model, not a curated record